GAUUCGGAGCAGGUUUUUUUGCUCCGUGGCGACGAAACCGCAUUUCACUGGUAGAUUCAGAGUGGAUCCGCGCUUUUCACUGGUAGUUUCAGAGCAGCUCGCUCCGAGGCGGAUUGCUCGCACUGCUCCGCCGACAAGUCGCAGAUUCGGGCGGAAACACGACGAGCAGCAUACGUCACUUCCGUCGUUGUACGUUGCUGAGUUUUGCAAAAUGGCUGCGUUCGCUGCCUUGGCGGAACUUCUGUCUAGCGACGAAAGCACUUCAAGCAGCAGCUCGUCCAGCUCAGACGACGAAGACUUCGAGGAAAGACAAGCGCUAUGCGAAGCCUUCUUUCGGGAAACUUUUUCGGAGUCCCACCGCGAACGUCCCAAAAUUUUGGGGUUCAUCGAGAACGUUGCGCGGCUGUACACAGACGAGCAGGUAAGCGCGGAGCUCCCUCUUUUCAUAAUACUACAUGAACCUAAUUUCAUCUUUUUAUCAUUUCCUUCUCUGCAGUUCCGUCAAGACUUCAGGGUGUCGAGGCGUGUCGCGGAAACGUUGAUCCGUGGUUUUGAAGGCUCGCGUCACUACCCAUGCAGUGAUCGUGGUGGGUCCCCCUCGAAAACCGCGGAAGAGCACAUUCUGGUCUUUCUGUGGUUUGCUGCAAACAAGGCGUGCCUGAGGGACGUUGCUGGACGCUUUGGCAUGGCAACUGCGACAGCAUUUAGAGUCGUGGAGCGCACGCUCGAAUAUUUCCUUGAUAUAGCCGAAGAGGUAAUAUCAUUUCCAGGAGAUCUUGAUCAGCUGUCAGCGGACUUCGAACAAGUGUCAGGAGUGCCCAACACGAUCGGUUGCAUUGACGGAUCCUACAUAAGCAUCCGCUGCCCUGCAAAAAAAGUGCGUUCAACCUAUGUGAACAGGCACAGUUAUCCGUCACUGACACUGCAAGCUCUGUGUGAUCACAAAAAGAAGUUUCUCGAUGUGACUACUGGACACCCCAGCAAGAUUCACGAUUCGAGAAUCUUCAGGACAUCGAGGCUUUCUUCAAAGUUGCCGCAUGUGUGCUGUUCCGGGAAGUACCACGUUCUCGGGGACGCUGCCUACCCGCUUCGAGAUUACCUCAUAACCCCAUUCAGGAAUUAUGGUCACCUUGACGCGAGGCAGCGCGCCUUCAAUUAUCACUUUUCGGCAACGAGAGUGAAGAUUGAGAAUGCCUUUGGAGACCUCAAGGCCAGGUUCCGCCAGCUGCUGCACCUGGACUUUCUGUUUGUAGACAAAAUGAACAAGUUCAUUAUAGCUUGUUGUGUUUUGCACAAUAUGUGCAUUAAUUGUGGUGAUGUGGAUGUGCCGCCGUACAUCGAUGAUGAACAUGCACCGUGGGAAUGGGAGGCACAACCGGAUGAUGUUCACCCCAACAAUGGCCCGCUUGCAUCAACUGAAGAUGCACUGCGUCGCCAAGGCGAGGAGAAGCGUGAGCGCUUAAUGCAAGCGAUGCGCAUUUGAUUUAAAGUUAGGACUGCCUACGUGUACACAAAACAAGAAAC
Messenger RNA from Rhipicephalus microplus (southern cattle tick), 1524 nucleotides. RefSeq names its product putative nuclease HARBI1. NCBI's taxonomy places the organism in Eukaryota, Metazoa, Arthropoda, Arachnida, Ixodida, Ixodidae. The record is from RefSeq and is a predicted model, not a curated record.